UCACCGGCAGGGAGAAGGUGCAGUCUCACCAGGUAAGGUUGGACUGGGAACCAACCGGAAAAUGAAAGAAAGAACUUGAGAAAAACAACUUCUUUGAGCUCUGAAGUCAGCAACACAGCAUCAAAGAGCAGAGCUGUCUGGGGAGUACAGCGAAGAAGCAGAGUUUCAGAGUGGGAUAUCAGGUCUUUAGUGUGAAGAUAACGUCGAUAUUAGACCAGGAAUCAUCGGCACGGACAUUUGGGCAGAAAACAUUGGAAAAUUAUACAACUGUGAAGGUUAAUCAUGGAAAUCAAAGAGGAAGGAGCGUCGGAGGAAGGCCAGCACUUUCUUCCCACGCCCCAGGCAAAUGACACUGGGGACUUUCAGUUGACAAGUAUUCAGAAGUCGCCCAGUGAACCACAGUUGGAAUUCAUCCUUGCGUGCAAGGAUCUGGUGGCUCCUGUCCGUGAUCGGAAGCUGAAUACCCUGGUGCAGAUCUCGGUCAUCCACCCCACUGAGCAGGGGCUGACAAGGUACUCCAGCACGGAGAUCGUGGAGGGAACAAGGGACCCGCAGUUCCUGACCGGUGUCACCUUCCCGUCUGAGUAUCCCAUCUAUGAGGAGACCAAAAUAAAGCUCACAGUCUAUGAUGUCAAGGACAAGUCCCAUGACACCGUUCGAACCAGCGUCCAGCCUGAUCAUAAGGAUCCCCUGCCAGAGAUCGGGCGAAGUUUCCUGGGCUAUGCCAGCUUCAAAGUGGGGGAACUGCUGAGGUCGAAGGAGCGACUGCUGGCCCUGAGGCUGAGAACUUCCGAUGGUGGCAAAGUCGUUGGCACCAUAGAAGUCAGUGUCGUGAAGAUGGGGGAGAUUGAGGACGGGGAAGCCGACCACAUCACGACAGAUGUGCAGGGACAAAAGUGUGCACUGGUAUGUGAAUGUACAGCCCCAGAGAGUGGGAGCGGAAAAGACAACUUACCCUUUUUGAACGCAGUGUUAAAGAACCCGGUGUGCAAGCUGUACCGAUUCCCCACGUCUGACAACAAGUGGAUGCGAGUCCGGGAGCAGAUGUCGGAGAGCGCGCUGUCUUUCCACGUUCCCAAGGAGCUGAUCUCCCUUCACAUAAAGGAAGACCUGUGCAGAAACCAGGAACUGAAAGAACUCGGUGAACUUUCUCCACACUGGGACAACCUACGGAAAAAUGUCCUUACUCACUGUGAUCAAAUGGUGAACAUGUACCAAGACAUUCUGACCGAGCUCAGCAAGGAAACAGGGUCCUCUUUCAAAUCAAGCAGCAGCAAAGGAGAGAAAACAUUGGAAUUCGUUCCGGUAAAUCUCCAUCUGCAGAGAAUGCAUGUCCACAGCCCUCAGCUGAAAGAUGCUCUCUACGAUGUUAUCACCGUGGGAGCCCCAGCUGCCCACUUUCAGGGAUUUAAGAAUGGCGGUCUUCGGAAACUACUCCACAGAUUCGAAACAGAAAGAAGAAAUACUGGGUACCAGUUUAUUUACUAUUCACCUGAAAACACAGCCAAAGCAAAGGAGGUUCUCAGCAACAUCAAUCAACUCCAGCCUCUGAUAGCAACCCAUGCAGACCUGCUGCUUGAUUCUGCAAGCCAGCGUUCUCCAGACAGCUUGAAGAAUUCCUUAAAGAUGCUUUCCGAAAAAACAGAGCUUUUUGUGCACGCUUUCAAGGAUCAGCUGGUCAGAAGCGCCCUGUUAGCACUUUACACUGCCAGGCCAGGAGGUGUCCUUACGAAGCCACCCUCUCCUAAGAACAGCGUGGAGGAGAGCUGUCCCCAGGGCCCAUCCUCACCGAUGCGAAGGCAGGACUCCAUCCCCCAUCACUCAGACUACGACGAGGAAGAGUGGGAUAGGGUGUGGGCCAACGUGGGGAAGAGCCUGAACUGCGUCAUCGCUAUGGUGGAUAAGCUGAUCGAAAACGAUGGCGGCAGUGAAGACAGCGGUGGCGGCAAGAACGGGGAAAAGGACCCUUCGGUCGUGGACUCCAUCGUAACUCACCCAGGGGAGGACUGGUAUGAGCAGCUGUACCCCCUCAUCCUGACCCUGAAGGACUGCAUGGAGGAAGUGGUGAACCGCGCCAAGCAGUCCCUGACCUUCGUGCUCCUCCAGGAACUGGCGUACAGCUUGCCCCAGUGCCUGAUGCUCACCCUGAGGAGGGACGUCGUCUUCAGCCAGGCACUUGCUGGAUUGGUUUGUGGUUUCAUCAUCAAACUACACACCAGUCUGCACGACCCCGGCUUCCUGCAGCAGCUGCACACAGUGGGGCUGAUCGCGCAGUACGAAGGUCUGCUGAGCACCUACAGUGAUGAAAUUGGAAUGCUGGAGGACAUGGCGGUGGGCAUUUCCGACCUGAAGAAAGUCGCGUUUAAAAUAAUCGAAGCCAAAUCCAGCGAUGUCUUGCCGGUGAUAACAGGGAGACGCGAGCACUACGUGGUGGAGGUGAAGCUCCCCGCGAGGAUGUUUGAGUCCCUGCCGCUGCCGGUUAGAGAGGGCCAGCUGCUCCACGUGCACCCCGUGCUUUUCAACGUUGGGAUCAACGAGCAGCAAACUCUCGCCGAGAGGUUUGGAGAUGUUUCUUUGCAGGAAAGUAUUAAUCAGGAAAAUUUUGAACUUCUAAAAGAAUACUACACGAUAUUUAUGGAAAAGAUGCCUCCUGAUUACAUUUCACAGUUUCAAGAACAGCACGAUUUAAAGGGAUUACUAGAAAACCUCCAUCAGAAUAUCCAAGCCAAAAAAAGGAAGAAUGUGGAGAUCAUGUGGCUGGCCGCAACGAUUUGUCGCAAACUCAAUGGCAUUCGCUUCACCUGUUGUAAAAGUGCCAAAGACAGGACGUCGAUGUCGGUGACGCUGGAGCAGUGCUCCAUUCUGAGAGACGAGCACCAGCUGCACAAGGACUUCUUCAUCCGGGCCCUGGACUGCAUGAGGAGAGAAGGAUGCCGCAUAGAGAAUGUGCUGAAGAAUAUCAAAUGCAGAAAGUAUGCUUUCAACAUGCUGCAGCUGAUGGCUUUCCCCAAGUACUACAGACCUCCAGAGGGGACUUACGGAAAGGCCGACACCUAAGGCUGCCCACGUGUAAAUGAACAGGGACACAAACACGCGUCUGUUGGAUAAUCUCUGCCUUUUUUUUUUAUUGUCUUGAAUUUGUGGAGGGACGUGACCAGGGAUGUUUGCCCAAGUCUGAGAAUUACUUGAAUCGGUUAUCAGCACAUUUCUCUGAGAGAAAUCCAUUUUUAAAACAAUCUUACGUAAUAUUGUCCUUUCUAGUUCUAAGCUUCUGGGUGUUGACUCUCGCUGGCUGAGAUCGGCUUGGAGCGUGUAGCUUUCACUCAUGCAGUGUUUUAAUGGCAGACAUUCUGAGAGCACAGGUCCAUCCACGGAGGCCGAGAGGCGAUGCGGACAGCGGUGCUCUCCCUCCAAAGUGAAGCUGGCAGAGGAUGGAGGGAGGGGGGCGUUGCGAGAUCAUCUCACAGCUUUUCUCACACGUACUCUUAGAGCCUGUUUCUGAGGUUUAGCCACGGUUUUCUAGUGAGCUGAAAUGAGGUCGCAUUGACUCCCGAUCAGACUCCAGGACACCGUGUAGCUGUGCCCGGAAAGACUUUGUCGUCCGGCUGAGAUGCCACCACUCCUCCUGGACAGGUGGAUGAACAGUGUCAGUAAAGCAGUGAAAAUACUCUCCGAAAACAUGGUUUCUUUGCAAAGCUCUGACCUGGGUUGUGCAGCCCUGUUGUACAAGUGGCACGAGAGGAAGUUUGAUAGGAUAACAGGCAAAACACUGUGAGGAACGAGAAACUGCAAGGAUGCCCCAAGUGAAAAGCUCCAUCAGCCUGAACUUCAUGUAGUCAGGUUCAUGACAGUGAACCGUGUGUCUCUGAGAUGUUCUCCAAAAGUCAUCUUGGUUAGACUAUAGAUGGUGCAAGUCUGCAUUGCCUGGCAUGGAAUAGUGUAUGUGCAUAAACCUUCUAAAAUACAUGCAGCCAUCACUGAUGAUAGACCAAAACAAUUAUUUGUUAACCUGAAUUCCCAAUGUGUCCUUAUCCAGUAAAACAACACUAUAAAUGGUCCAGAAUUUUAAGUUAGAAGCUUCCUUAGACAUUACCUAGUGUAACACCCUUACAGAUGGCUACGCUGGAGCCCAGGGAAGCUCUGCCCCCAGUCGCCCAGCUAGAUAACUUUAGAGCCGCGAUGACAGCCUCCUGUGUCCUUCCUCCCCUGUGGCUUCGCUCCUCUCCCAGCUGCCGUGCCACAUAUGCAUGGCGAUCAUGGGAGAAUGCUAGUGAGUGAAACAGAAAUCGGCAGUUAUGACUGAAAUUCAAACUUAGCCGAUGACCACACUCUGAACAAAUGAAACCUACUUUCUCCAAAUUUCAGGAAUGUAUUGCCUUUCUUCUCUCACUAGAGGGGCGUGGCACUCAGAGCACACACCUCAGUUGGAAACGCCAGACGUCUGUUACUCAGACGUGUCUUAGCUGUGGCCACACUGAACAGAGUUGUAUUGCAGGCUUUCAGUAGCGCAUGUGACAGAGGACACUUACUGAAAUAAGGAUUCCAGACAGAUCUCUAGAUUCAUGGGCUUUUUCAAAUUCAUACAGAUUGUAGAUAAUCCUCUGGGGAUUUUCAUACUACAAUGAUCCAUCUAUCAUUUUCGCUCAUGACUGUAGGUGUUAUAUUUGAGGCAGUUGCCAAAUGGCCAACCGCCUUUCUAAUAAAGAGGGGCCACGGGCGGGCCGUGGCUCUGCUCAGGGGGAAAGUGAUCUCGGUGCUCUGUUUUAUACCUCCUUCUCCGUGUCAGGGAUCAGCUAUAAUCUCUGAACUGUUCCGUGUCAUUUGGAAAUGGUAGGGUUUGUGGUUAUUUUCACUGUGCCAUUGGAUGUAAGGGAACAAUCUGGGAUGAGAGAGGUUUCUCCGGAUAACCAUGAACCCUCCUUCAGAAUGUCUAGUGGCAGCUGGUGCCAAGAGCCUGAGCAGGCUAUCCUCAUGGGAAUGCUCUUAUACAGAAGAAUUUGUGUUUGCAUUUGUAAAAAUGAGAACUUUUGACUCAAAUGUAGAAAAAUAUUUAGCUAAAAGUUUUUCUUUUAUUUUUGGAAGACAUUUUAAAGAUUUGUUUUCUUUUACAAUAAGUACUAAUAUAGAUGCCUCAAAGGGUAGUGAUUCCUGAACUACAAAGGCAUCUGAGUUGUUGUUUAUUAUCAACAUGGCCAUCCGCAUUUCCCUUCAGGAUGCCCAUGUUUGUGCAUACUUUCAAAGGUGGAUUUCAUCAAAGAAAUUCACCUUUCACAGAGGCAAAAAUAUCGACCCUUUCCUAAGAGAUACUCCAAGUAUCCUUAGAAAACCACUUCAUUAUUUCUUAAUUAUUAAGGCUGUCGAAAUCAAAGAGCCCAGGUUAAGCAAAAACGUUUUAAAACCUCCUUUGCACAGAUGCAGCUCAGCCAUGCUCUCUGUUCACACAUUCAUUUAAAAGGCGCGCACCCCAGCAGGCUGAUUUUAGGAGAUCGUGUCAAACCAGAACAUGAACCAAGAAAAUGGCAUUUCCAGACAAGAUCAUUGUUUUGCUCAAAAAUAGUUCCCCUCUGAUAUCACCAAACGUAGAUAUCCAUGCUGUAUUCCCUGUGACCAGAGUGCUGCAGAAAGCACAGUUAGAAAAAAGGGGCUUUCUCACAGAGCGGCUGACCGGGAAGGUUGGAAGUAUUUGUUUGAAGCAGCCCCACCCUCCGGGGGAGCCAUUCAUUUAUUUCUUGUGUAGUUGGUUGUUUUUUUUCCUUGUAACUAUUGCCAUGAGUGUGACUGCACUCUGCCCAAACAAUCCCUGAUGGAAACACUUGGUCAGUCCAGUUAUCUGGUGAGUCAGCGUGGUCCUUUGAUGCAGCUGACACAUGGCGCUAACAUGUCCAAAUGCCCAUUUAGAGCAGCAGACCGUGUACUUGGCCUCCAGCGCACACUUUGUAAGAGGAACGCUUUUUGUUCUGAAAACUGAAUUCUUAAAAGCUAGCCUCUGCAUGGAGGGUACGUCCCUUUUCUCCCUCAACUAAAAUGGUAUUUUGCAUAAAAUAAGACCCGAGAUGAAAAAGAAAAUAUUUGUGUAACUGAUAGUUUUCUUCCCAAGCAAAUCAAACCCGUCCCUGCGUAACGUUUGAUACGUGCCAAGGAGAGGUUGCACCAGUGGGGUUCUGGAACUGUCUAAUGCUGACUCGUGACAGCGGACCAUUCCAUUUUCAGGAAUUUUAGAAGUUAGUUAUUAAACACGGCCAUCAUGAACUAUGAAAUUAUAAAUCACAACUGAGUACAUUUUAUUGAAAGCACAGGUAAUAAGCAAAGCUCCCACUUCCUAAUCAGUCUAUUGCAUUCUUCCAUUGAUCUCUAUUCUUGAGGUUGUUUAUGUCAGUUGCAUCUGCACAGCCCCAAAGUUACACGAUAGAAUGCUGCUGCGCAUCUCCUGGCUCCACACACAGCAACAUCACGUUGGGAGUUUGAAAUUGACCACAGUGGGAGUAUUUACACCACAGCAAUAUCCAAAUGCUACAGACCACAGCCUGUCAUUGCCCACAGCCAGCUGUUACAGAUUUCCUGGCACACAGCUGAAUGUCGUCAUCACUUUAUCUCUGGAAAAUAAAUAAUGGGAAGCCAUAGAAAAUUACUAAAAGGUAUUAAAUACAAUCACUCAUCUUCAGGUGGCCAAAAUUUUGUUUCAGUUUUUAACCUCUCUGAAGACUCUAAUUAGGCCAUCAGUAACAUUUGAUGUUUGUACUUUAUUAAUAAUUAAAUUAUUUAAUCAUACAGAUGCUUUUCAAAAUGUUCCUCCCUCUGAGUUUGGCCUGGGGAAUCUUGGCAAUGCAGCGUCAGUGUCAGCAGUAACAACUCCAGGCUAAAUUCAGGGAGAUGUUGGCCUAAGUAGAGUAUCAGUGAAAAUGUGCUUCGGUACUAGUUUUUAAGUUUAUCAUUUUAGCAUUUGCUAAAAGCAGGAACACACGGUAGCAUGAUACUGUGCCCAGAUUCUAAUAAAUACAGCUCAACUGAAACACAAACUGUUAGUUUAAACAAAUUAAACCCUGGCACUGUGCUAAGUCACCACAGAUGUUUAAGGUGUUUGAUUUCCAAAUAGCGUGGCCUAUCGGUUGUUAAGUUCAGUAUACAGGGUGCCCUGUGCAGUCUCAUAGGGAGUCUAUUAACUUUUAUCACAGAUUUAAGACACAGGUCUGAGAUAAACUGUGAUCAGCAAUCACGAGGGAAGCAGACAUGAACCCCAAGUCGUCCUCAAGAGCUGGAGAAGGACAUGCUGAAAACUGUGUCACUGACCCACAGUCGUAGGGUGAAUUCGCAUUCAUUUUGCCCAACAGCAGUCUGCAGAGCCUAUGCUCCCCCCAUAGUGAUGUUUCAUUGCUGUAUCAAGUUCCAGCAUAGUAUCUCUUUUGUUUCUUUGGCAGUUUUAAGUUAGAACUUUCCAAUAGAUGUGACCUAUAGAAAAAAAAACUGUCUUUCAGAACAGGCAAAUAAAAUUAAUGUUUUAUUUUUUGAAAGAUUGUAUUUUUUUGUUUGUUUGUUUUUAGAGAGGGGAAGGGAGAGAGAAA
This is a messenger RNA of Phyllostomus hastatus (greater spear-nosed bat), 7559 nucleotides long. RefSeq names its product inositol polyphosphate-4-phosphatase type II B (gene INPP4B). The transcript is spliced from 25 exons. The record is from RefSeq and is a predicted model, not a curated record. Gene Ontology annotation, molecular function: phosphatidylinositol-3,4-bisphosphate 4-phosphatase activity. Gene Ontology annotation, cellular component: cytoplasm. Lineage: Eukaryota; Metazoa; Chordata; Mammalia; Chiroptera; Phyllostomidae. Bases 283 to 3057 code for a protein of 924 amino acids.